GAAAUAGUUGGUGUUAUCGACUUGCUGCAUCGUCGUCGAGACUAGACGAAGUUUACCCAUGACUCCGAACAGCUGAUCGCAUGCACCACGUGUAGUGUUUACCCGGUUGACAAAACCUCAAAAAGUGAUGUUCUAAAUCCUCAAGAAUUCAAUAAAGUCAAGUUCAAAUUUCAGCAAUGGUCGACUCGACGGCAAAUAACAGUAGUGGCGAUAAAUGUAAAAUUAAAAUAAUUCAGAAUGGUGCUAGCGAAAAAAAAGAUUAUUAUGACGAAUUCACACCCCCUGACGGGGGGGCCAGAAGUUGGUUAGUGAUGUUGGGUUCGUUUUUUUGCAAUGGAAUACUUUUCGGCGUUAUCAACUCCUACAGUAUAUUAUAUGAGAGUUUCCAUGACAAUUUGAAAAAGCAGAAUGUAACCGACCCUACCAGUAAAGCAGGUUUGAUCGGCUCUCUAGCCAUGGGUACCGUCUUCUUCGUCUCCCCAGUAUCCGGCGUCCUCACAGACUUUGCCGGGAUACGGACUACGACAUUCCUAGGUGGGCUCAUAGCUUCCAGCGGGAUGCUUCUGUCGUCUUUCUGCGUGGACAACGUUGUCGCCCUCUAUUUCACCUACGGCAUCAUGUAUGGUCUCGGAGGUGCCCUUGCCUACACACCAUCCCUUGCCGUGCUGGGCCACUACUUCAAGAAGUACCUGGGUUUGGUCAACGGCCUAGUGACAGCCGGCAGUUCUUUGUUCACCAUCUCGAUGCCCUACCUGAUAUCCGCCUUCUUGCACCGAUUCGGCAUCGAAUGGACCUUGAGACUCAUAGCCUUCAUGUCCAGUUUCAUAAUGCUGUUCGCCUUCCUCUUCAAACCCGUCAAUCCGACGUUGAAGUUCAAGAAGGUGUCCCUCAAGGACGCGUUCAACAUGUCCCUGUUCAGGAACCGGAAAUACGUGAUAUACGCGAGUACCGUGGCAUUUUCUCUUUGCGGCUACUUCGUCCCCUACGUGUUCAUGGUGGCCUUCGUUGAAAAGGUGUUCGGGAAAGGAGUGGACGCCAAACUUACCGUUUCCUGUAUCGGUAUAGCCUCUGGGUGCGGGAGACUCAUAUUCGGCUUCAUCGGCGAUCACCCCAAGGUCAACAAGAUAUUCCUGCAGCAGUUGUCGUUCCUGGUGAUAGGGGUCAGCACCAUACUGUUACCCUCGGCCGGAGGUUCUUACACGUUGCUGAUCGUCCUGUUGCUGUUCCUGGGAUUGUUCGACGGCUGUUUCAUCUCCAUUUUGGGCCCGAUCGCUUUCGAUAUUUGCGGCGCAGCCGGUGCCACCCAAGCUAUCGGCUUUCUGCUGGGACUGUGUGCCGUCCCUCUGACUUUGGGUCCUUACGUGGCCGGGUUGAUCUACGAAAGGACGGACUCGUACACGCUCUGUUUCGUUUUGGCGGGUAUACCUGCUGUGAUCGGGUCGGUGGCUAUGUUCCUGACGAGGUGCGUUAAGAGCACACCGAAGACUUUGGAUCCUUGUGCCGAAACACUGAAUGGGAAACCUGAUGAAGGCACAGAACGAACAUGUCCUGCCGAAGAAGAAGGGCGUUUGUGACGACAAACACAUCACUCCCAUUAACAUCAUCAUUAUUAGUAAUAAUUAAUACCUGAAACUAAAAAUGGGGUUACCUUUGUCUAAUUUGCUAACCACAUUGGUGCCACAUUAUACUAGGAACCAUUGAGAUUCAUACAUAUCCUAUUAACUUAUUUGAAAUAACAAAUUGAAGUGAUCUCAAUGAUGCUCUGUAGUUAGGUCAAUUAUGAGUUUUUCUCGAACAGAUAGCAUAUAUUUUAAUGUAGGUAUUUAUAAUCCGAUAUAAGCAUGAUUGACUGUACUACACAGUAGUGAAUACUUAUAGAUUCACUUAUGAUUUCAAAGAAAGUUUGACAAUACAGAAUAUCAAUACUGCAGACUCAAUUCUCUAUAUUUAAGGGUACAUUAAAAAUGCUCUCAUGCUUGGGUGUCAAUUAUGCAGCAUAAACACCAUAAGCAAUAUUUUUGAUAACACCUGUUUUUAGGAAUCUUGUGUUGGGUUCAAAAGAAUGAUCAGUUACCUAAGGAAUACAAUUCAAUGCUCUCUGUUGACCCAAGAGAAUACGAUGUUUUGUUGAAUACAUAAAUGAAGGAUGUAUCAAAGUAGUAAAUGGUUAUUAAUGAAGUGAUAUUCGCCAACAUAUUUUCGAGUAUUUGACAACCUAGUGCACCAACAUGCUCUAUACACCUGGUUAAGUUCUGCCAAGUUUACAAGUUCUAGGAUGAAUUAGAAAAAGAAAAUUUUGAUUCAGAUAUUCUGGGGUCAAAAGAAUUCAUUCAGAAAGUUGUGAAUAGCAAAAAUUUAUUCAUACAUUCUGGUCAUGUAUCAAAAAUAUUUCAUUUCAAAAUAUAUUUUUCAUUUCAUCAUAUGUAGGUCUCUUUCUUUACGGUGUAGUUAUUUUUCGAAAAAAAAAAAUAGUGUAAAUUUAUUUGGCAGGUUUUCACAUAAAUUGAAAUUAUCAUUGUUUCAACUGCUAAAUAAUAAUUUUAGUGAAAUAUCAAGAAAAUGAAUUUAUUUCAACCAUUCGAUUCUUAUUUUGGGAAGUUACUAUUGUAUUCCUAUCUAACUAAAAUACGAAAUUACAGGCAAUGAUUCGUUAGAUCGUUUGAAAGAAACGGUAGAUAUUUAUUUAUAAAUAAUUAUCGUAAUUUUUUUUCGGAUUUUUUUUUUUGAUCAACUAAAAUACAACUUUUUGGUCUACCAUGUUAUCUUCAUAUCAGGAUUCGUUUUCGAGAAAAAUAUCACCUUAUUAUGCUUUAUCUCUAAAGCAGUUGUUCAUGAUUUCCAAUAGAGUUAGGGCUAAAUGAGCACCUUAUUACUUCGAGUAACUAACAAAUAUCAAUCAAAUCGGUUUAAGAAUUUUCACGAUAAUUUAUAAAUGACUACUGGUUUUUUUGUAACUUCAACGGAAACGAAGCAACUCCGGACACAUGUUUGUAAGACCUCUUUUGCUUAAAACCCCCCCACAUAUAAUAUUAAAAUAAAUAUUUAUUUGAUGAAAUAUAAUGUUGGUGCAACAGGUCAUAAUUGAACAACAAUUAUUGAAAAUUGCAAAUAUGAUGUCCUGUUUUUGCAUUUCAGUUACUGUUUUUCAUUAUUAACGAGUGACACAAAGUACCAAAUAAUCAGGGAAAUGUUUCCGAGUGUUUUAUGUAUUUUACCUGCAUUUUAAAGUUCAAACUAAAAUAAACGCCAGAAAAGUACAUACACAAGAAAUAAUAUUCUUUAAAAUGAAAAAAAUGUUCAUUUACCUACCCGAUGCGAAAUUUUAUAUUCAAUUAUAGUUAUGUAUUCAAUUUUUCUCGAAUAAAUAAAAAUUAAUAUUUAUGAUGGCGAUUUAGUGGAAUUCUCCAAUAGGUAUUUAUUUUUCCGAUUUUUUAUAGUUUCUGAGUAUUUUUCUCAUAAUUUAUAAGUUUUUUAAGCAUAAUCAUUUUUCUUUUGUAUCGAAUAUUUUCUAUUACUGAAUUUGUAAUUUUAUAUUCAUGGAAAUAUCUUCAAUGAUUAACGAGAUCAAUACAUUUUGUAUAGAAUAAGAGACUGAUAAUAUGAAUUACUGUCAAUAAUCACAUUCCUGAAUUUCAAACUUUCAUCCAUUGAAUCAAUCUGAAAAAAAUAGUUUAAUAUGUAGAUUUAAGUAGAAAAUUACAUUUGAGACAGAUAUAAUGUAUAUUCUUCAUAUUUAUUUUUCAAUUUGUUCUGUCAAAGAAUGUUCCUUUGAAAGAAUUUUAUUUCUUUUAUUCGCAUAAUCAUUUAGGAAAUGUAUAGUUUGUUGAAUUAUAAAGUAAUAGAUGAAAAAUAAAAUAUGCUGUUGUUUA
Harmonia axyridis is the source of this 3869-nucleotide messenger RNA. It is a transcript of the gene kar, whose product is annotated as monocarboxylate transporter 10. The record is from RefSeq and is a predicted model, not a curated record. Gene Ontology annotation, biological process: transmembrane transport. The coding region runs from base 177 to 1574 and encodes 465 amino acids. The transcript has 3 exons. Lineage: Eukaryota; Metazoa; Arthropoda; Insecta; Coleoptera; Coccinellidae. Gene Ontology annotation, molecular function: monocarboxylic acid transmembrane transporter activity.